Messenger RNA from Monoraphidium neglectum, 237 nucleotides. Its product is annotated as Serine/threonine-protein kinase stt7, chloroplastic. The transcript has 2 exons. NCBI's taxonomy places the organism in Eukaryota, Viridiplantae, Chlorophyta, Chlorophyceae, Sphaeropleales, Selenastraceae. The record is from RefSeq and is a predicted model, not a curated record. Bases 1 to 237 code for a protein of 78 amino acids.
AUGUCCCGCCAGACCCCGAGGCCGCCCCCCAAGUUCGUGGCCACCCUGCUCUCACCCAUCCUCUGGCGCAUGGAGGCGCCAGACAGGUUUGACAUGUACAGUGUGGGCAUCACGCUGCUGCAGAUGGCCUUCCCGGCGCUGCGCAGCGACAACGGCGUGAUCGCCUUCAACAAGCGGCUCAAGGAGUGCGGCUGGGACCUUAACAAGUGGCGCAACGGGGAGGCCAUGGGCAAGUGA